GCCUCGGACUUUAUUCAACGAAGCUUCUCCGGUUGAACUUUGACUUUUUGUUUGUACUCAACUGAACUCAAACCAGACCUCAUCAUGGUGUCAAUGGGACGACAGAUGCUGGGCUUCGUCCUGGCCUUCAUCGGCUUCCUGGGGACCAUCAUCGUGUGCGCGUUGCCCAUGUGGAAGGUCACGGCCUUCAUCGGAGCCAACAUCGUGACGGCGCAGACCAUCUGGGAAGGCUUAUGGAUGAACUGUGUGAUGCAAAGCACCGGUCAGAUGCAGUGUAAGAUCUACGACUCGCUGCUGAUCCUUCCUCAGGACCUCCAGGCCGCCAGAGCCCUCGUGGUCAUCGCCAUCAUCGUGGCCGCCUUUGGGAUCCUCCUGAGCAUCGCCGGGGGGAAGUGCACUAACUUUGUAGAGGAUCCACGUGCCAAAGCUAAGGUGGCCAUCGCCGCCGGGAUCGUCUUCAUCUGCGCUGGCGUUCUGGUCCUUAUUCCCGUGUGCUGGUCCGCCAACACCAUCAUCAGGGAUUUCUACAACCCCGUCCUGACCAAUGCCCAGAGGAGGGAGCUGGGGGCGGCCCUGUACAUCGGCUGGGGCACCGCCGCGCUGCUGCUUCUGGGAGGCGGCCUCCUGUGCAGCUCAUGCCCGCCCAAAGACAGUCCAGAGUACCCCGUGAAGUACGCCGGAGCCAGAUCUACGGCCGACAGUCGGGCCUACGUCUGAGACAACUGUCACCCCGAUUAAAAGACUAUAAAUCAUGUCACUUCGUCUUCCAUAAUCGUCCUUCUUUGUGAGAGAUCCGAAGGCUUGGUCUGUCACGCUGGGUACAAAUGAUCUGAGAAGUCACAGAAUUCUUUGGAGUCGAGAGAGAGAAAGAAGAUCCUCCAGUGGUUUUACAACUGGACUGAACGAGUUUGAUGUUGAGGAUGUUUUGUACCAGUCGACUGUAGAAGAUCUAUGAUGGAAGAGAUUUUGUACAUUACUGAUUUAUGUAUAUUGAAUGUAUUGUAUAGAAUAUUUUUUGCAAAUACCUCUGUUCAGAGGUAAUAUCAUGAUGCAAUGUGUGAAUGAAAAUUGCAGAUUUUUAAUAAAACUUUGACUUAAUUGA
Molecule: messenger RNA, 1102 nt
Organism: Sphaeramia orbicularis (orbiculate cardinalfish)
Lineage: Eukaryota; Metazoa; Chordata; Actinopteri; Kurtiformes; Apogonidae
Product: claudin-4-like
Exons: 1
Coding region: 85-717 (210 amino acids)
Cellular component (GO): bicellular tight junction; membrane
Molecular function (GO): structural molecule activity
Source: RefSeq, a predicted model, not a curated record